Cylicocyclus nassatus is the source of this 1548-nucleotide messenger RNA. Lineage: Eukaryota; Metazoa; Nematoda; Chromadorea; Rhabditida; Strongylidae. The record is from the annotation of a GenBank genome assembly.
AUGCUUGGCGACGGAGAACGCGGCGGAUUGACGCCGCGCUCGCUGUUGGCCAGCGCCAAUAUGGUGCGACAACAGAGCGACACCACCGGAGUGAGACGACUCGUCCGCGGCGCUGCUAUUGAAGAUGAUCGACCGCAAACUAGUCAGCUGACUUCGUCCAUGUCACCGAUUCUGCAACGGCCUACGCGGCAUAUUCGAAAGGUGUCAUCGCAAAGGAGUGAAAGCUAUAUUCAGUUAAAUCAGUAUCGAUUGAUGGAAGAGAUCGGACAGGGCUCAUAUGGUAUCGUCAAGCUCGCCUACAACGAAGAAGACAAGAAUCUCUAUGCUUUGAAAGUCUUAGAUAAGAUCAAACUGCUCAAGAACUUCGCCUGCUUUCGACCGCCACCAGCACGAAAAUCAAAAGCACCGCCUUUAACGCAUAGAAAUCCUUUACAAUUGGUGCAAAGAGAAAUUGCCAUUUUGAAGAAACUUAGCCAUCCGAAUGUCGUAAAACUAGUAGAGGUCUUGGACGAUCCCAAUGACAACUACCUGUACAUGGUUUUUGAGUUUGUCGAACGAGGCAGCAUUCUAGAUGUGCCUACCGAUAAACCAUUGGAUGAGGAUAGCGCUUGGAAAUAUUUUAGGGACACAUUACGGGGAUUAGAAUAUUUACACUAUCAAAAGAUUAUUCAUCGUGACAUCAAGCCCUCAAAUCUGUUGUUGUCGGAUUCUGGCCAUGUAAAAAUAGCCGAUUUCGGUGUCUCGUGCGAAUUCGAGGGUAUUGACGCAUUUUUGUCAGGAACUGCCGGAACUCCAGCAUUUAUGGCCCCUGAAGCGCUAACAGAAGGUUCCAAUCAUUUUUACUCUGGUAGAGCUCAAGAUAUCUGGUCGCUAGGAAUAACUCUUUACGCAUUUGUGAUAGGGAAGGUGCCUUUCUGGGAUGCAUAUGUGAUCGCGUUGCAUCGGAAAAUCAAAAACGAUCCGAUAGUCUUCCCAAACGAGCCGCACUUGAGUGAUCCGCUGAAAGAUCUGAUCCUUGGAAUGUUGAAGAAAGAUCCUGGGCAUCGAUUGUUGUUACAAGAAAUCAAAGUUCACGCAUGGGUUACCCGGCGGGGAACUAUUCCCAUGCCAUCGGAGGAGGAAAAUUGUCAGCUGGUUACGGUAACGGAAGAGGAAAUCGAGAACUGUGUACGGGUCAUUCCACGACUGGACACGUUAAUUCUCGUCAAGGCGAUGGGACAUCGGAAACGUUUUGGAAAUCCGUUCAGAAGCACCACAAACACCUCGAUACGAGAUCGACGAAAAUCAAAUUCCGUCAAGGACCCCACCUAUGUCCCGCCUCCAAGCGUGCAACAAAAUGGAGAGACUAGGCAUGAUGCGAACGGUUUGCUCGAGCCUAUGUCAAAAUUACAUCUAUCGCCUGAGAGUUAUCCGCCAAAAGCUGCAUCAGCUCGUCAAUAGCAGCUUCGUUGGAUUUAACAAUGACAUCAUUGCAGUCAUACCUAAAGAUCUCUGCUAAGAUCUUCAUAACGGUUCAAAAAUCUAGUCUAAUAAUUCGCUCAGUAAUUU